Molecule: messenger RNA, 156 nt
Organism: Plasmopara halstedii
Lineage: Eukaryota; Oomycota; Peronosporomycetes; Peronosporales; Peronosporaceae
Exons: 2
Coding region: 1-156 (51 amino acids)
Source: RefSeq, a predicted model, not a curated record
AUGCGUCGUGCACUCACAGAGUUCUUAGAGAGUUCACUGCAUCGGAACUGCGCGCUAACUAGUGCACUUACGAGGAUCAGCACAUCAAAGGUCUUUCUCUUACGCGCUCGCGUGGAACACAAAGCACUGCAAAAGGCGCGGCGCGGUCGACGAUAA